AUGACGACAAAUCCUCACGACUCACCUUCGCUUUCCCAGGCGUCCCCGUCAAACACCAGUCCCACCACCGCGACAGUCCCACAACAACAACUCGGUCUGGGCGAGUGCUGCUCAUGGGUCGACCAGCAGAAGGCAAUUGCACAACUUCUACCAAACGUAGCAGCGCGGUCACCGCUCAACUCUCGUUUGCUACUGGCGCAGUUUGAUGCGCAUUCCAUCACUGUGUAUCAGGCGUACAAGCCCUCAAUCAGCCGACAGGCCGUGGCGACAGAAACCUUUUGCGACUCUGACUUCAGCUUUUCGCGCAUGACUUGGAUCAAACCAAACUUUAGCUGGAUGAUGUACCGCUCCGGAUGGGCCUCGAAGCGCAACCAGGAAACGAUUCUGGCCAUCAGGCUUACUCGCACUUACUUUGACCAACUUCUCCAACAGGCCGUAUCAUCCAGUUGGGACGGAGCUUCAUAUGGCUCCCGGGAAGAAUGGCACAAGGCUCUUAGGGCCUCCAAGGUCGUCGUGCAGUGGGAUCCGGAUCACCAUCUCGUCACAGGGGCCAAACUACCUUACCGUGUUAUACAGUUGGGUAUCCGUGCGGGUGCCCUCGAAGGGUUCCGCGGUUUCGGCAUUGUCUCGAUCACCGACAUUACAACGCAAGCUAAAGCUAUGCAACAGGAUAUCUCGACGGCAUCCGGUUUGCGAGACGCGCAGACGCCGUGGGAGAAACGCUACCCUAUAUCAGGGUCCAUGAAAGCGACUCUAGGGAUACAAAACGGAACGCUGUAA
Messenger RNA from Chondrus crispus (carragheen), 780 nucleotides. RefSeq lists its product as hypothetical. The transcript has a single exon. The record is from RefSeq and is a predicted model, not a curated record. The coding region runs from base 1 to 780 and encodes 259 amino acids. NCBI's taxonomy places the organism in Eukaryota, Rhodophyta, Florideophyceae, Gigartinales, Gigartinaceae.